Molecule: messenger RNA, 1128 nt
Organism: Entrophospora sp. SA101
Lineage: Eukaryota; Fungi; Glomeromycota; Glomeromycetes; Entrophosporales; Entrophosporaceae
Source: the annotation of a GenBank genome assembly
AUGGAAGCAAGGACAGGACGAGAUAAACAAGUAUAUAAAAAAGGCAGUAUACGUCAGGUUGCUGGUUGUGUACCAAUUAACAAAAAUACAAGAAAAAUCUUAUUAAUAACAAGAAGAAAGAAAGAAGGCGGUUGGGUACUGCCUAAAGGUGGUUGGGAAAAUGAUGAAACAGAGCAAGAAGCUGCUGCUAGAGAAACAUACGAAGAAGUGAAAAAAAUGAGUUCACAUAAAGUUAUAAUAUUAACAGGAGCUAAUUCAGGUUUAGGUUAUGAAGCUCUCAGACAAAUGCUAAAACAUCCAACUCCUUAUCAUUUUAUUUUACCAGUUCGUAAUAUCGAUAGUUCUCAACAAUCAAUCUCACAACUAAAAGUUCCUGAUCAUCACAAGAUUGAAUUAUUUCAACUAGAUUUGGAAUCAUUCGAGUCAGUUAAAUCUUUUGCAAGUGAAUUUUUAUUACGUUCACCAGCUUUACCAAUAAAUCGUCUGAUUCUUAACGCUGGAGCAGUUUUUAAAUCUUUGAGAAAAAGUGUCGACGGAUUAGAAUCAACAUUUCAAAUCAACCAUUUAUCUAAUUUUCUAUUAAUAGAUUUAUUAAUUGAUCGUAUGUUAAAUUCAGGAGACGAUGUUAGGAUAGUGUUAGUUAAUAGUUCGUUACACAUAAAAGGUACUGGAGCAGGUGAAGGACCAAAUUUAGAGUAUGACAAUUUGGAUGGGAGUAAAGUUUAUGACGGAUUAUUAUUCUAUAAGAAUUCUAAAUUGUCACAAAUGUUAUUUUGUUAUCAACUUGAUAAAAUCUUGAAAGCGAAGGAAGUGAAAAAUAUUUCUGUUAUUGCACUAAGUCCUGGUUUUGUCCCUACAACUGGAUUAACUAGAGAUACUGCCUUUUUUAAAAAAUUAAUAUUGCAUUAUAUUUUUCCAUAUCUUCCUUUCACGAGGACUCCUGAACAGGGGGGUGAAGUAAUUGUGUAUGCAGCAACUUCUGAUGAUAUUGUUGGAAAAAGUGCUAUUUAUAUUGAUCAAUUCUGUAAUAUAACCAAAUCAAGUGAAGAAAGCUACGACGAAGAAAAACAAAAACAAUGGUGGAAUAUCAGUUGUGAUUUAACUGGACUUGUUGGAAAGAAAUUGUAA